AUGCUGUUAUCGGGCCUUGUGGCUCUUGUGCCAGUGGCUGCGCUCUACAUGCGGUUUGGCUGCGGCUGGAGGAUGCGUGUGAGCAAACGUGGACCGAAGGAUGAUGACGACGACCUUAAUGCGCAGGCCAACACUGCCACUACGGGGGUCGAUAGGGAGGCACGCAAACGGUACCAUGACGCACUUGAGCAGCUGAAGGAAAAUGCCAAUGAGAUGUUUAAAGGGGCGAAAUUCGAUACUGCGUUGGAGAUGUACCAGGGGUGCCUUGACAUGUGCGCCGCGCUGGGCACCGAGGAUGCCAAGGCGGUGCAGAUUUCUCAAGUUGUGCGCGCUAAUGUGGUGCUUGUUUUUCUGAAGCUCCAGAGGCCUGAGGAAGCGCGGAUGCUGGCGACGUUUUUGUUGCAGGACGAUACAAGCCCCGUCGAUGGGGAGUUGAAGGUGAAGGUGCUUUACCGGCGCGGGCUUGCCAGCCAGGAACUCGGGGACCGUGAAUCGGCUUUGUGCGAUUUUAAUGCCGCUGUUGCAUUCUCGCCCGGUGGGAAAAAUCCAGCGGUACAAAGCGCCAUUGUGGCUCUCUCCCGCAGUGCCACGGCAUGA
Molecule: messenger RNA, 597 nt
Organism: Trypanosoma rangeli
Lineage: Eukaryota; Euglenozoa; Kinetoplastea; Trypanosomatida; Trypanosomatidae
Exons: 1
Coding region: 1-597 (198 amino acids)
Molecular function (GO): protein binding
Source: RefSeq, a predicted model, not a curated record